UCCCGGGUCAACUUGUACAUGCGAAAAGUGACAGCAGCAACGAUCACUCGGCACUCAGCUGUUUAUAUUGCUUUGUGUUCAUAAUUAGCUAUAAGCUUUCAAACCAUAUACACUCAAAAUUCAUUUUUAGUGGCGAGUUUUAAUCCACGUAAAAUGGUGUUUUACUUCACAAGUGCCGUGGUGAACCCUCCCCACACAAUCUACAUGGGAAAAGAUAAAUAUGAAAAUGAGGAUCUAAUAAAGUAUGGAUGGCCUGAAGACAUCUGGUUUCACGUGGACAAACUGUCUUCGGCUCACGUUUAUCUGAGACUGCCAAAGGGUAAAUCCAUAGAUGAUAUUCCCCCUGAGGUGCUGAUAGACUGUGCACAGCUGGUGAAAAACAACAGCAUCCAAGGCUGUAAGAUGAACAACAUUAACGUGGUUUACACGCCGUGGGCCAACCUGAAGAAAACUGGAGACAUGGACGUAGGACAGAUCGGCUUCUUUCGACAGAAAGAGGUGAAGAUCGUGGCGGUGGAGAAGAAGGUCAAUGAGAUCGUAAACCGUCUGGAGAAAACCAAAGUGGAACGCUUCCCUGACCUGGCGGCAGAGAAGGAGUCGCGAGACCGAGAGGAGAGGAACGAGAAGAAAGCUCAGCUCCAAGACCAGAAGAAGAAAGAGAAGGAAGAGCAGAGGAUGAGGAAAGAGAUGGAGGAACUCAAGAGCUACACUGCACUGAUGAAGUGUGAAAAUAUGAAGACUAAUGAGGACGGUAAUGAUUCGGACGACUUCAUGUGAGAGGUGAACAGCAGACCGAACCCCCCCACCCUCCACCACUCUAACCUGCCAUCAGGAUGCUGCCCUGCUGCUCUGCUCGCUCCAACUCUGCACUGACAUUAAAAGAAACAACAGAGACAAAUGCUUUUGGACACUUGGAGCAGAAAGCGAGCCAAUGGGGGACAGCGCUGGGAAUUUAUUCCACGUGCAGACACUUCCUUCAAACCAAACCAAGCUGCCUGGCUUCUUCAUCAAGGGACUGUGGAGAAAAAAAACACAGGACAACAAGAAUGCUGAGGAUAAUUUUGGGGGGGGGGGAAACACUCAAUAGCAUAACUGUGUUUUCGCUGAUGUAUGAUAUAUGAUAUAACUAGCGUUGGGUUGUUUUUAAUACUCUGCAAACCCUUCUGUUCACUUUCUUUAUGUGUUAAUUUCUCUGCAUGCCAAAUUUUAUUCAAUACAAUUCAACGUAUUAAAUUCAGUCAUAGAUGUUCA
This is a messenger RNA of Perca flavescens (yellow perch), 1251 nucleotides long. RefSeq names its product coiled-coil domain containing 25 (gene ccdc25). The record is from RefSeq and is a predicted model, not a curated record. Lineage: Eukaryota; Metazoa; Chordata; Actinopteri; Perciformes; Percidae. The transcript has 9 exons. Bases 154 to 777 code for a protein of 207 amino acids.